CGGAUGUUUUCUUCGACAGCUCGCCUCCAUAUUUAGAGUGCUGAUUUUUCUACUUGGAUACACGAUUUCUUUUUCCCACGACCUCAUACUCUACUCUGUCGUGCUUCCACUACCCACCUCGUCUCACCAUGGCUCUCCCAUCCCGAACACCCUGCCGAGUCAUCAUCAUCGGCGGGGGAGUAUCUGGAAUCGCCAUGGCCUGCCGCCUGAAGCGAGACUACAACCUGGACAACUAUCACAUCUACGACCGUCAGGCCGGACUCGGCGGCACAUGGUUGGCCAAUAUAUGUUUGUCUCACACCCACAUUUCUUCAGACAAGGAUACCCCUGACAACGUCCCUCUAGACCCCGGCUGUGCCGUUGACAUCCCUGGCUUCUGCUAUAGCUACUCCUUUGCCCCGAACCCCGACUUUACCCAGAUGUUUCCUCCGCAGGCGGAGAUUCUCGGGUAUAUUACGAAUGUCGUCAAACAAUACCACGUGGACCAGCACUUUACAGGGAAUGUGGAGUGGACCGGCGCCGCAUGGAGUGAUAAGUCACAAACCUGGUCCGUCAGCUUUCAGGAUGUUCAGACCAAGCAGGCUUUUAUGCAGGAAUGUCAGAUUUUGAUCUCCGCUGUUGGGGGUCUGGUCAAUCCUCAGCAGUUGAAGAUUCCCGGUACAGAGACGUUUCAGGGAGAAAUUAUUCAUACCGCUCGAUGGAAGAAAGGAGUUGAUCUUACGAACAAACAUGUUGCCGUUAUUGGGAAUGGAGCCUCUGCUGCACAGCUGGUCCCUGCAAUCGUCCACCAAGCCAAGUCCGUCACGCAGUUUAUGAGAUCACCCCACCACAUUGUCGACGCAACAAAUCACCAGAUCUCGCCCGAAUGGAGAGAUGCUUUCCGUCGCAUACCUCUCCUACUCUAUCUCAUCCGCUUCCUCCUGUUUCUAUGGAUGGAAAUCACAUGGUUCCGAUUCCAGAACAACCGCUUAGGAGAAAUUGGACGAAAGUCGGUUGAGAACCAGAGCCGGAAGUAUGUCCAAGACACGGCGCCCGCAUCAUAUUGGGAUCUCUUGAUCCCGAAAUACGAGUUCGGAUGCAGACGACGAAUCUUCGACCGCGGUUACCUGUCCUCCCUCAACGAGCCAAAUAUGCGCUUAACAGACGACUCCAUCGUCGAAAUCAAAUGCAACUCCGUAAUCACCCGCUCAGGCGAAGAGAUCCAUGUCGACGCCAUCCUUCUCGCCAACGGAUUCGCCCUCACACACUACGAAGUCCCGAUUCAGGGCCGCAAUGGAAAAACCCGCGAGCAGCACUGGAGUGAUUACGGACACAAAGCGACGUUCAAAUCUAUUGCGAUGCACGGGUUCCCGAACUUCUUCUACAUCCUCGGUCCAAACUCAGGGAGGCUGUAUACGUCUACGAUUCAGAUUAUCGAGAGCGAGGUGGGGAUGGUUCUCAAAGCAAUGCAACCCAUUCUUCACCAUCAGGCUGCAUCCGUUGACGUCCGAGUUGAUAAGGAAAGGGAAUACGAUGCGCGAUUGCAUGAGGCGAUUGAUAAGACAGUGCAUAGUACGUUGUGCGGAAGUUACUUCAUCGACAAGAGCACAGACAAGAACUGGUUCGUCUACCCGUGGAACUCAUUCCAUUUGUGGUUCUCAACAUACUGGGCUCCAGCCAGCGAUUGGGAAUAUAGACUCAAGGCGAGUAUUGAAAAGGCUUAAAUGGGAAAAAUAAUAGAGAUGAUGCAGAAAUCAUUUAGAUCGGGGGGGUUAUCUGAGCGUACAUGUUAGACAUUUUGCACCUGAAUCAAUUGUUUCUAAAUUCU
Messenger RNA from Aspergillus calidoustus, 1807 nucleotides. The record is from the annotation of a GenBank genome assembly. Lineage: Eukaryota; Fungi; Ascomycota; Eurotiomycetes; Eurotiales; Aspergillaceae.